UGGCGUCAGGGGGUGUGUGGGAAGAAGCAGCAACUACCUGCAGUGGGAGGGCGAGGCCUCGGCUAGGGGUAGGCACACAGAAGAGGUAUGUGCCCAACUCCCCCAACUAUUGUGCCAUAGGCACAUGCUUCUUUUGCCUUCCCCUAGUUCCGACCCUGCAGUCUUGUAUCUAACAAGCAGAUGAAUAUAUCUUGACAUUUUGCAGCAUUCACAAGAUCAUUUUUCUUCUGCAUUAUUGCUAACUAUAUAAAUAAUAAUAAAACUUAUAAGGAGGCAUUAGCCUAGAAUCUCUUGAUGGCUGAUGUCAAUUUAAUCUGCUGUCUGCUGCUCCAUCAUGCUUUAUGCGCCUAUGAUGGCUUCCUUAAUUAUAUUAAACCCCUUAAUAUUCUUUCAGGUCCAUGGGAAAUAAAUGCUCUGUGAUUAUUCCCCCUCCUAAAAAUUCUUUAAUGAGCUCUCAUCUCUGACUCUUGUUCUUGGAGCAGAAGGAACCGGCAGAAUUAGAAGAGAAUGUGCAUCAGAGCAAAGAAGAAAUCAAACGCUUAAAAAUGGAGCUGUCUGAGAGAGAAGUAGAUUUGGCGCGCCUGUCGAGAGUGCUGAGAGAGAACCAGGACACCAUUACUGAUCUGCGAGACAUUCUGAGUGAAAAGGAAUUUUUGAUUCAGCAAAUGAAAAUAAGUUUAGAAUCUGCUGUCCGAUCAGCGGCCUCCCAAGAUGCCCUGCGCCUGGCUGCUCUGCGAGAGAAAGAUACACUGAUUAGUGCCGUGCAGGGAGCACUUUGCAGCAGUAACCAGGAUGUGGAGGCUCUUGCAGAUUCUCUUCUCUCUCAGGGGCUGGAUGAUUUAGGUGGGGUGCUCCCUGGUGUUUCACCUACUGAAGCGCUACUAACUCAGCUAAAGGAGAAAGGUUCUCUUGUGUCCCAGUCACUCACAGACAGUCAGAAGCAGAGUAUUCAGCACCAGAAAAACAUUCAGGAUUUGUUGAAUGCUCUCAAUGAAAGCCAGACCCUGUUGCAGGAUCAGCUGCAGCACUGUAAACAGCGCCUUCAAGCUGGAGCAGAGGAGAAAAACAAAGUACGUGAGGCUCUGCGGCUGUGUGAGGCAGAACUAAGGGCAGAGAGACAGAGAUAUAUGUGUGACAUACAACUGGCACAUGGUGAAAUGGCUAAACUUCAGGGCACUGCAAGAGAAAGGGAUAGGACUACACAGAAAUUGCUGCAGGAAGCACAGAGCAGAGACCACACAAUCAAGAGGCUGCAAGAAACACUAAGCCAAGGAGGUGUCAUGAGAGACAUGCUGUGAGAGUGAGGUUCACCACUUCCUCUGGUCACUGCUGUCCGUUCCAUCAUGGGAUACUUUGGUGCCAAUGUACUUUGUUUACAAUGAAGAUAAAUAUUUAGGAUCAUAUCUGUCAGUUCCAGAGUGGGAUUCUUUGGUGCCAAUGAACUCUGUUUACAGUUAAAUACAUGUGGAAGUGCGGGUUCCUUUCUAAUACAUUUGCUGAUAUAUAGAUCUACUUCUGCAUAGAAAGAUUGUUUCAAAGCCUUACAGGGCUAUAGUUCUCAGGAUGUUACAUUUAAAAGAUUCUAGUCAGGUGGUGAUUUGAUUCUCAUCUCCCGGGUUUGAAAUUUAGGAAGUGUGGCAACCAGUUCCUCAUUUAAACUGCCACAUUCAACUAUUAUAAUGUCAAGCAAGAAAAUAGCCAUACUGAUUGGUUGCUGUCUCUGGAAACUGGCAGUCGGGAUCAUUUUCUAAGAGCGCACAGACAGAUGCAUAAUAAAAAGCCCAAACAUUUAUGUCAAGGCCUUGAGAACCGAGCACAUAAUUAUAGGCUAUCAUAAAGCAUUGCAACUCAGGGGCAGUAAUAUGGCUAACUCCAAUAACAUUUAGCAUGAUACUGAUAAUUUAUUAUCUCCUGUACAAAUGCAUUGGGGUUAUGUUUGAGUUUGUUAAGGAAGUAGUUUGCUUUUGUAGGGUCUAUGCAACAAUGAGAACUGUGCAUUAUGUUAUUAUUGAAACUCACCUUCAUUAUUGUUAUUUCUAAACUGGGAUCCUGGAGUUUCUAUGGAAAUCAUGUUUGUGCCUUAAAAUUGACUGUAUUGGUCUAUUGUUUUUGCAUUACUAUGUUUACUGCAUGGGUAUAUGGUUUCUUUGGCAGCCAAAAAGACAGGCUACUUUGCAGUUACAAUGCUGGUGAUGGCAGCCUUGAUCAAUAAAGAACUCCUUUCCUAUGUUGUACGUAACAGGGAAGGCAGUGGUAAAGCUCUGUUUUGGGAGAUAUGGGCAAAUACUAUAUGUGCUGAAUUUGUCAGACAUGAAUGCAAUGAUAUAUGCACAAAGCACAGGAUUGUGCUCCAAAUUAUCAAACAAAAACCUACUUAUGUCUAUAUAAAAGAUGGAGGCUGUACUGGACACUGACUCUGCCAGUGCCAUAUUAAUUUAAAGCAAUGUUGUUUGUACAAUAUCUAGAAAAAUGGCUCUCAGACUUAUCAAAAUGAAGUACCUUUAUAUACUGCCACCUCAGUGUGUUACCUGUAAAGUCCUGAGACAUCGUAUUGAAUAAGUGUGUGUUUGGGGGGAUUGCCUUUUA
Molecule: messenger RNA, 2586 nt
Organism: Xenopus laevis (African clawed frog)
Lineage: Eukaryota; Metazoa; Chordata; Amphibia; Anura; Pipidae
Exons: 6
Coding region: 546-1298 (250 amino acids)
Source: RefSeq, a predicted model, not a curated record